This is a messenger RNA of Cuscuta campestris, 1495 nucleotides long. The record is from the annotation of a GenBank genome assembly. NCBI's taxonomy places the organism in Eukaryota, Viridiplantae, Streptophyta, Magnoliopsida, Solanales, Convolvulaceae.
ACACAAACAAUUGAACACUUAUAAUUAAACUUAAACAUUCAACACACAAUUGGAAUUGAAAAUAAACAUAUUUAAAUACUAGAUUUUAAGCUUAUAAAUUCAGAAAUUAACAAGUUCAAAAUCUAAAUUAAAGAGCAUAAAAUUGAAAAGGAAAAAAGAAUGCUCCCCUCACUGUUCUUCUUUGUUGAGCCGUGCACAGAUUCCCAGAACCGAUCCAUGACUUCCGUCGACUGCGCCGGACCAGUUGACACCGCCGCCGGACCACAUGUCGCCGUCGCACCAUCGCCGGACCUAGGGUCGGGACCCUAGGUCGGCACCUGCUCUGCUCCAAUCUGUUCUCUCGUUUCUCUAUCCGUCUCCCCUUUUGCCGAUCUGUUCCCAUCUCUAUUAAUAGAAAAAAAAUGGCAGGAAGAGCAAGAAUGGUUUCUCACAGCGUAUCUCUCAAUCCCAAUCAGGCAAGAAUCGGAACUCUCCAACUCCGAGUGAUCUAUAAGCUCUCAACCGCCGGCCAGUCGAUUGUCGUCGGUGGCAAUUGCACCGCCCAGCCCAUACUCUUCUACCCCCUGCGCGACUUGGGUUCGGCAAGAAACGCCUGUCUCUUCUUCUCCGGCGUUGUCGCCGGGUACCUCCGCCGGGAUCCGGAAUCAACCGCGCCCAUCACUCUCCCCAUGGCCUUGGACGCUUUUCGGGUGUUUUUGGGCGAGGGACGGACUCGCGGGCUACAGAUCUGUGCCGAAUUCGAGGUUGUCUUUGUGUCCCCCGGGUUCUUGGACGGCGGUUCUCUGGUUCUCGAUGCUCUGCCGCCGCCAUCCCAGGAGGGGGCGGAUUUCGUGGGCUCCAAUUCGCCUGAAUUUGAGGCCGCCGGAUUUGUUGACGGGGGCGCUAUGGUUCUUGAUCCUCCUCUGCCAUACCUAGAGAAUUCUGAUCAUGUCAAGGGACCGGAUCCGAGAGUGUCGGCGGCAUUCGCGGAGGCCGGUUUCAUGGACGGCGAUUCUCUGGUUCUCGAUGCUCUGCCGGCCUACGAGGAGGAGGAGGAGGAGGAGGAGGAGGAGGAGUAUGAAUCUGUGGAUGGGAUCAUUCCCAAUUUCGUAGGCUCGAACAGGGGGAUGACGGCGGCGGAAAUUUCACAGUUGAAAAAAGUGACCCAAAGCGGCGGCGGAGGCGGCACUUGCUCCGUCUGCUUGGACGAUUUCUUCGCCGGCGAGGUGAUCAUACUGCUUACUCCGUGCUCUCACAGCUUCCACGCGGGGUGUAUUGAGACUUGGCUGAGCCAAAAUCGGAGUUGCCCUAUGUGCAGAGCAAUAUGCACAGUUCUUUGAUGAUCGGCGGCCUGCCGGAAGUUGUGGGGGGAAACUGGUUCUGUCCUUUUCAGCGCCGGCGGCAAACACUGCUUUUAAAAAUUGUUUAUAGAGGAUUUUUUUUGUUUAAUUUUUUUUACUCCCUAGCUAAUUAGUGUUGAUUUUUUUAUUUCAAAAAAAAAAUCAGGGUUGAAUUU